Odocoileus virginianus texanus is the source of this 1649-nucleotide messenger RNA. NCBI's taxonomy places the organism in Eukaryota, Metazoa, Chordata, Mammalia, Artiodactyla, Cervidae. The record is from RefSeq and is a predicted model, not a curated record.
UUCAGGGAGUCAGGGAGCUUAUUUCCGGUGUGGAGUUGGGCUCUGGAAGGAUGCUGCCUGGUGCCAACUAAGAGCCUGAAUCUGGGGACCCACAAGGCUCUGGAUGAAAGUCCGAGCAGACGUGUCCUGUGUGGAAAUGGCACUUUGGCGGGCCUACCAGCGGGCUCUGACUGCUCACCCAUGGAAAGUACAGGUCCUGACAGCUGGCCCCCAGGCUCCGAUCCCUCAGAAACAAGGCCAAGGAAAGGAAAGCCAGAGCACUGGAGGGUCAAGACCAACGAAAUGGGUCCAAGAGGACGCCCCGAGCCUAGGGUCUCUGAUGGGCCUGGGUGACAUGAUCUCACAGCAGCUGGUGGAGAGGCGAGGUCUGCGGGCACACCAGGCUGGCCGGACCCUGACCAUGGCCUCCUUGGGCUGUGGCUUUGUGGGCCCUGUGGUAGGAGGCUGGUACAGAGUUUUGGACCGGCUCAUUCCUGGCACCACCAAGGUGGAUGCACUAAAGAAGAUGCUGCUGGAUCAGGGGGGCUUUGCCCCAUGUUUUCUGGGCUGUUUCCUCCCACUGGUUGGGACCCUCAAUGGACUGUCAGCCCAGGACAACUGGGCCAAACUCCAGCGGGAUUUUCCUGAUGCUCUCAUCACCAACUACUAUCUCUGGCCUGCCGUGCAGUUGGCCAACUUCUACCUGGUUCCUCUUCAUUACAGGUUGGCUGUGGUCCAGUGUGUUGCUGUUAUCUGGAACUCCUACCUGUCCUGGAAGGCACAUCGGCUCUAAGUCAGCUUCACUUCAUCACUUCCACCUUGUAGUGAUGCACCUUGACCCUGGAAGGGCCACCUCCUCCUCGGACCAUCUCCUCAAAGCGAGCACAUUGGUCUUCACAGGGUUUGGUGGCUGGUCAGAACUUAAUGGGGUUAGCACCCUGAAAUGGCCCAUUUCACUCUAAAAUGUAACCUGACUCCUAUUGAAAUGGCGAAAACGCACCACACAGUAGGCACUCCAUAAAUAUUUGUUGAAACAUAUCAUUUUGUCAACUUUAGAUUAUACCCAUAUCCUGGCAGAUACCACUUUUCCCCACUCUUCAUAGACAGCUGUUUUCCUAACCCUUCCCAGUCCCAGUGUAGCUCCAAUUUGGGGGAGAUCCCCUCAAACUCUUUAUAUGGUGCCUCUGUAAAUAUAUUUCUAAAUAGGUAAUCUGGAACCUGCAGAGGCAAUGAGUAAGACCCAGCAGAAAAUGACUGGGGAGUGUCAUUUUCCAGGGUUUGGAAAGAAGUCUGGAGACCCCCAAACCCUAAUCUUCUUUUACAGAUGAGGACACUGAGGUCCAUAGAAGUGAAGUGACCUGUCCACACUGUGAGUUAGUGGCAGAGUAGAAACAUGAACAUGUGCUAUCAUUGUUUGAAUGUUUGUAUCUCCCCAAGUUGAUAUGGUAAAAACCUAAUGCCCAAGGUGAUGGUAUUAGAGGUGAGACUUUUGGGAAGUGAUUCAGUCAUGAGGGUAGGGACCUGUUGGGAUCUGUAUGCUUACAAAAGAGGCCACCUGAGGAGACAGCAAGAAGCAGGUCCUCAGCAGACAGUAAACCUACUGGCACCGUGAUCUUGGACUUCCCAGCCUCAAGAACUUCGAGAAAUAAAUGCUUGUUGUUUAUAAGCCA